Lampris incognitus (smalleye Pacific opah) is the source of this 2673-nucleotide messenger RNA. It is a transcript of the gene tnfrsf9a, whose product is annotated as tumor necrosis factor receptor superfamily, member 9a. Gene Ontology annotation, biological process: regulation of cell population proliferation. The record is from RefSeq and is a predicted model, not a curated record. Gene Ontology annotation, cellular component: external side of plasma membrane. The coding region runs from base 342 to 1229 and encodes 295 amino acids. NCBI's taxonomy places the organism in Eukaryota, Metazoa, Chordata, Actinopteri, Lampriformes, Lampridae. The transcript has 7 exons. Gene Ontology annotation, molecular function: signaling receptor activity; cytokine binding.
CAAUGGGGUUCGACUGAGCCAGAGGUGUGAGGUGUGACUGAGGCCCUCAGAACAGCUGGAUUAUCUCAUUUCAAGAUUUUACAUUUUAAAUCUCAAGACUGAGCAGCCCUUUGAGUUCAUCACAUAGAAACAGCUUCAGAUUAAAGCUCAUUACACCCUGGAUGUAAAAGACUUAGGACAGACAAGAUACGGCUGGGAAGAAGCAAAGCAUCUCUGGAUUUUGUUUUUUUAACCGAGAAAACAAAAAGAAACAAUAACAACAAUAAUAACAGGGAGGGAGCACCUUCUCAGGUUUGUUACUCGCCUGCAUCGUCGAGCCGUCUUAGACCGGUCCUCAUCAGAUGGGACUGAGAAGAACCAUGUCUGUGGUCCUGCUGACGCUGGCUCUCUCACUGCUCAUACCGGGCUGUGCGAGCCGGGCUGCCGAGACCCAUGGAAGCUGCGGAAAGUGGGAUUGGAACGAAACCAAACAGCAAGUCUGCUGUAACCGCUGCCAUCCAGGAAACCGCUUGGUUAAGCAAUGCAGUUCAAACAUGGAAGACCUCUGUACUCCGUGUGAGACCAACACCUACACGCUCGACCCGACGCAGUACUCCUGUCUCGUGUGUACCCAGUGUGUAGACCCUCAAAUCGUGGAGAAACCGUGCACCAGGGAAACAGACACGGUGUGCAAGUGUAAAGCUGGACUCAAAUGCGGCAACCAAAAGUGUUCCUUCUGUGUGAAAGAGUGCGGCAGAGGAGAGGAGCCGGAAAAACGCUCUUGUAAGCCGUGUCCGGAUGGAACCUUCAACGACCAAAUUCACCAAAAGUGCAAACGUCGGAGUACCAGCUGCCCUCACCCCGAUGAAUCCAUCGUGGACCAGGGGACUGCAACCAGUGACAUCAAGUGUCAAAUCAUCUCUCAACCCCCUCUCAACUUCACAGUACGCACCACGAGGAGAGGGAAUCCUGCUGCAUGGUCUGCGCUGGAGUUUUCGCUGAUGAUCCUAUGUCUGAGCUUGCUGAGUUUAGGUGUACUGUCCUUCAUCGUCAUCAAUGCCGCCAAAAUAUCAAAGAUUUUCAACAAGACUAAAAAGACCACCAGAAAAACAGCCAUCAUCAGGACUCCCACAGAUGACCCCCGGACGCUCAUCGCGGUAGAAUGCAGUUUCCACGAAGCACAGCAAGAGAACGGCAGCAGCUCCGAGUCCUUGAGCUCAAAGGACUCGAAAGUUCAACUGGUCUCGUAAGGGAAAGGGGGACUGCGUGGACCUGAUCAGGAAACCCCAACUACCUAUUCAACGUACCUUUCAAGGGGAAGUUGGAGUCUGUAAAACGAGACUGCAGCUACAAACUCAGUGUGGAACUGUUUAUUUCAGGAGGACCUCGCCCCCCCCCUCUCUUCCCCUCUCUCUCUCUCUCUCUCUCUCUCUUCCCCUCUCUCUCUCUCCCUCUCUCCCUCUCUCUCUCUCUCCCUCUCUCUGUGCUACUGUGUGUAGAUCGAAUCAUGUCCAUAUCUCCUUGAGCAUUUUUGUUUACACACCUUCCUCCCUUCAUCCCUCCCCUCCUUUUCAUCAAAAUAACCCAAGGUUAUUUUGUGUACAACCGUGAGACAGCUGUCACUCCUGACUUGAUGAUAGAGAUGAAGAACACGGACGGGGGAGGGGGAACUCUGAAGGGAAAAUACAGCCUCACCUCAUCUUAGCCUAUUCAUUAGCUAACUGCAUUUCCGACAAUACUGCACUUGUUUUCUUUAUGGAGAUUCAGUUUCAAAAUGUGAAACCUUGUGUUUGUUCUUGUUUUGUUUUGUUUUUUUAGAGUUUUGGCGCCAGGGAUCAUCAGUGUUCAUAUUUCAAACCGGUUCUUAAGAAAACCACAGCACUGCAACUGUUUUUGUCCGAGGAAUGUCUUUUUCUUUUUGGUUGGCUACCAAGAAGUCAAAUCUUACUCUAUUCAGACACAUAGGUGGGUCGUGUUGCACAGAAAACCACCACACAACGACACAGCUAACAGCAGUCCGCAAGUCCGCAAUGAUUCAGACGUACACAGACAUUAGUUUGAAUGUUUCCGGAAACAAGAGCACCUUGUGUCACUUUGUGUCGGCUCAGUGAAAAGCAUUAUAAUUGUAAACUACUAAUAAGACAUGUUAGCCCCUGACUAGCUAACGGGUCUGAUCCUUUAGCCGAGCGGUUAGCGACGCCGCCUUGUGGUGCAGUACACCCGUAUCGAAUCCCGCACCGGGCAAGAAAAUAACCGGUUACAUUGGCGGGAUCCGGAAGUGUGCAGAUCCUCAGAAGUCUCUUCGGAGCGCGGGAAGAACAAAGCGCGAGGGCGCGCUUCCGGGAGAGGGUGACGACUGUAAACUACUAAUAAGACACGUUAGCCCCUAGCUAACGGGUCUGACCCUUUAGCCGAGCGGUUAGUGAUGCCGCCUUGUGGAGCAGUACAUCCCGUAUCGAAUCCCGCACCGGGCAAGAAAGUAACCGAUUAUGGUGGACACGUAUUGGGGACAGAAUUCCCCCCAGGAACUAAGAGUCAAGUCAGGGUUGCCCUGGCAGGUUAACACAGUUUUAAGUUAUGGUUGUUCAGCCAGUUUUCUGGUGAUUCUUGCCGCCUCCGCUCAGUCGAGCUGUGGUUUUGUUGUCUCUCUGUUUUACCGUGAUUAAAGAAAGUUGCCUACACGGCUAAAGUGUG